CUUGCGUUAAAACUAUGACGCCAAUUGUAUGACCCGAUUCUUCGGUCGGAAAGCAACGGGAGCUCCGCUCCUUACUAUCCCUAAUCCUUUGUCUCUUGUAGGCUGUAGCUCCCUCUCCCGCCUUCCUGGCGCCGCUAUUCAUCUUCUCCCCGUUCACUUCUAAGCCACUUCUUGCUAGGUUCAUCAAUAAUUCUCUCCUGCAAACGCCAUUGUUUCGUCCCCUAUCGUCCUUCUCCUUCUCCGCCACCAUGCCUGGAACUGGGACUGCUGGAGUGGAGUGGCCAGCGAAGCGUGUCAGGGACACAUUCCUCAAGUUCUUCGAGGAGAAGAAUCACGUUUACUGGAAGUCUAGCCCUGUCGUUCCCCUCAAUGACCCGACCCUUCUCUUUGCGAAUGCUGGCAUGAACCAAUUCAAGCCUAUCUUUUUGGGAACUGUGGAUCCUAAUACCGGCUUGAGCAAACUCACUCGUGCAUGCAAUACCCAAAAGUGCAUACGAGCUGGUGGCAAGCAUAAUGAUCUUGAUGAUGUAGGAAAAGAUACUUACCAUCAUACCUUCUUUGAGAUGUUGGGCAAUUGGUCGUUUGGUGAUUACUUCAAAGAAGAAGCCAUUGGAUGGGCAUGGGAACUUCUAACAAAGGUUUAUAAAUUACCAACAGAUUGUCUUUACGCAACGUAUUUUGGUGGUGACGUUAAGUCUGGUCUUGCUCCUGAUAUUGAAGCUAGAGAUAUUUGGCUUAAGUUUUUGCCAGCUGGACGUGUUCUUCCUUUUGGUAGUAAAGACAAUUUCUGGGAGAUGGGUGAUACUGGUCCUUGUGGACCUUGCACUGAGAUACAUUAUGACAGAAUUGGUAGCCGUGAUGCUGCAUCCUUGGUCAAUAAUGAUGACCCUACAUGCAUUGAGAUAUGGAAUCUUGUGUUUGUUCAGUUCAACAGGGAGGCUGAUGGGUCUCUUAAACCUCUGCCAGCAAAACAUGUCGACACAGGCUUGGGAUUUGAAAGAUUGACCUCUGUACUUCAGAAUAAAAUGAGUAAUUAUGACACUGAUGUCUUUUUGCCUAUCUUUGAUGUCAUUCAAGAGGCAACUGGUGCUCGGCCCUAUUCUGGAAAAGUUGGACCUGAUGAUGCUGACAAAAUUGACAUGGCAUACAGGGUGGUUGCAGAUCACAUCAGAACUCUGUCAUUUGCCAUUGCUGAUGGAUCUCGCCCUGGUAAUGAGGGACGUGAGUAUGUCCUUAGGCGUAUACUUCGUCGAGCUGUUCGGUAUGGACGUGAAGUCUUAAAAGCUAAAGAUGGGUUUUUCAAUGGGCUUGUAAGUAUUGUGGUGAAUAUAAUGGGUGAUGUUUUUCCGGAGCUAAAACAACACGAAGUGCUUAUCAAGGAUAUCAUUAAGGAGGAGGAAGAAAGUUUUGGGAGAACCUUAAUUAAGGGGAUUGAGAAAUUUGAGAUGGCUGUUCGUCAUGUUCAGGGAAAAGUAUUGAGUGGGCAGGAAGCCUUUAUCUUGUGGGAUACAUAUGGGUUCCCGUUGGAUCUCACUCAGCUGAUGGCAGAGGAAAAGGGUUUACUUGUUGAUGUUGAGGGUUUCAAUCUUGCCAUGGAAGAAGCAAGAGAGAGAUCACGAAAUGCUCAAACAAAGCAAGCUGGUGGUGUCAUUGUCAUGGAUGCUGAUGGUACUUCAGCUUUGCACAAAAGGGGCAUUUCUCCAACCGAUGAUAGCUUCAAGUAUGUUUGGUUCAAGGAUCAUGAGAGUGUGGUGAGAGCAAUAUACUCAGGUUCUGAGUUCUUAGAUGCCUUUGACACCAGUGGUGAUGUUGGUGUAGUUCUGGAAUCUACAAGCUUUUAUGCUGAGCAGGGUGGCCAGGUUUUUGAUACUGGAUCCCUGGAGGGUCCUCUUGCCAAAUUUCAAGUUAAUAAUGUGCAAGUUUAUGGAGGUUUUGUUCUUCACAUUGGUUCUUUUUCGGGAAUUACUGGCAAAAUCUCCGUGGGUGACAAAGUAGUGUGCAAGGUUGACUAUGAGAGGCGUGCCCUUAUAGCCCCUAACCAUACCUGUACACACAUGUUGAACUUUGCUCUCAGGGAAGUACUUGGUAAUCAUGUUGACCAAAAGGGAUCUAUUGUUCUUCCUGAAAAAUUGCGAUUUGAUUUUUCUCAUGGCAAGCCAGUAGAAGCUGACAAGCUGAGGAAAAUUGAAUCAAUUGUAAAUGAGCAAAUAGAAGCUGAAUUAGAUGUAUAUUCAAAGGAGGCAACUCUCACUGAUGCCAAACGCAUCAACGGUUUACGAGCUGUUUUUGGAGAAGUCUACCCUGACCCAGUUAGAGUUGUAGCGAUAGGACAAAAGGUUGAGGAUCUCUUAGCUGAUCCAGAGAAUGAAAAAUGGUCAUCUUUAUCAUCAGAAUUAUGCGGAGGGACCCAUAUAUCAAACACACGAGAGGCUAAAGCUUUUGCUCUUCUAUCUGAGGAGGGCAUUGCAAAAGGAACACGCAGGAUAACUGCUGUCACAACUGGUUAUGCAUAUGACGCUGUGAAAUUGGCCAAUGAACUUGAGCAGGAGGUAGAUGAUGCAGCUAAGACUGAAGGAAGUGCCCUAGAAGAGAAAGUUUCUUAUCUUAAAAACCGUGUUGAAUCGAUAUCGAUACCUGCUGCUAAGAAAGCUGAUAUCAAGACCAAGAUUUCCCACCUUCAGGAUCAAGUGAGGAAAGCGCAAAAGCAGAUUGCUGAAGAAAACAAACGGAAAGCUGUAAAGCUGACGACUGAGAAGGCUGAGCUUGCUGCCUCAGAUGGAAAAUCUUUCUGCAUUUCUCGUGUUGAUGUUGGUCUGGAUGUAGUUGCAGUUAGAGAGGCAGUUGUGAAAGUCAUGGAGCAGAAGGAUUUAUCUGUGAUGGUUUUUAGCAUUGAUGAAACUACAAACAAAGCUGUGGUUUGCGCUGGGGUGCCAGAGAAAGGAAAUAAAAGUAAGCUCGAUGUGUCAGAUUGGCUGAGUAAUGCUUUGGGACCUUUAAAAGGAAGGUGUGGCAAAGGAAAAGGUGGCCUUGCAACCGGACAGGGUGUGGAUGCAUCACACAUAAAUGAGGCCAUGGAUCUAGCUGCGGCAUUAGCGUCCAUGAAAUUGAGCUAGUUGAUCCGUAUUGCUCUCUUCCUAUCUAGCUAAGCAAUAUUUCGAAAGCUAUUGGCACAUAUUUUUAGGCUCAAUUGACAACAUAUAUGCUGCCUAUUGUACUUUCUGUUACAUUUUUCCCCCCGAAUUAUUGGCCUCUUAUUGUGAGGAAAAUUUCAUAUAGCUUUUAUAUGCCUAUAAAGGAAUCACAAACACAUUGUUUCAGUGGGUAGAUCCCAUAAUAUAUUCUGAAUAUCUCAGCUGUUCUGGGGCAUGAUCUUUUGUUGUGACGGCUUGUGUCCUUGAAUGUAGCAGCACUUAUUCUAUUACGUGUAACCUUAAACUUACAAAUUUACGUGGUCUGUGUGCUUAAGCCAAUAAUUUCUUUUUAUUGUUCA
Neltuma alba is the source of this 3490-nucleotide messenger RNA. Its product is annotated as alanine--tRNA ligase. Gene Ontology annotation, biological process: alanyl-tRNA aminoacylation. Gene Ontology annotation, cellular component: mitochondrion; chloroplast; cytoplasm. Gene Ontology annotation, molecular function: ATP binding; nucleic acid binding; alanine-tRNA ligase activity. The record is from RefSeq and is a predicted model, not a curated record. NCBI's taxonomy places the organism in Eukaryota, Viridiplantae, Streptophyta, Magnoliopsida, Fabales, Fabaceae. The transcript is spliced from 23 exons. The coding region runs from base 249 to 3113 and encodes 954 amino acids.